This is a messenger RNA of Nezara viridula (southern green stink bug), 1447 nucleotides long. NCBI's taxonomy places the organism in Eukaryota, Metazoa, Arthropoda, Insecta, Hemiptera, Pentatomidae. The record is from the annotation of a GenBank genome assembly.
CUUAGGAUUCAUGUGGGUAUAGUAGGCAAAUAUUGUCUGGCAUCGGCAUAGAACCUUCGGGCUUACUAGGCAGAUUUUUGCUCCUCUCAACAUGAUGAAGAUACUGGUCAUUAUGUAUUUCGGAUUAUAUGUUGUUGCCGCAAGGAGGGAUGGUAAACAAAAAUCAUCACUGAGUAUGAGGAUCCUCAACGGCGAGGCAGCAGACAAAAGUUCCCACUCAUGGGUAGCAGCUCUCCUAGAGCCUACUAUAUAUGACCCGAGACUGAUCUGCGGUGGCAGCAUCAUUACACCACGGCAUGUCUUGACCGCCGCUCGCUGCCUCGUGGGGAGGAAUGCUAGCCAAGUUUUGAUCGCUGUUGGUGAACACAAGUUAAGUAAAAUUGAUAUAACAAAAUUGAUCCAAUCAAUAUUAUUAAGCGUCCAUCAAUUAUAUGAUAAUGCAAAUGGAGUUACUGUCAACGAUAUCGGUUUGGUGACUACAAAUAAAGAAAUACAAUAUACUUCAAGCGUUAGCCCUAUCUGCUUUCCAACAAGGAGAUUGUAUCUAGAUAAUCAUAAUGCAAUGAUAACUGUGGUCGGUUGGGGGAAGACGUCACCUACCAGUAUCACCAAUUCGGACGACCUUCUUGAAGUGGAUCUCACAGUUUAUCCUUUUGUGUCUUGCUAUGAUUGGUUUCAUUUGAGUGCAUAUAAUCUGAGGUUUCUCAACAACUUGUGCACGUACGCAGAAGGGAAGAAUGUCCUUUCGGGAGACUUUGGAAGUCCAUCAAUCUUGAAGUACACGAUAAAUGGUAAGCACGUACAGGUCGGCAUUGUGUCAUUUGCUUCUAAUCCUGGACUGUCUGUGCAAACUGAUGUCACCUCUUUCGUAGACUGGAUACAAGUAAACGUCAAUGGAAACAUGCCAGAACAAAGAAUUUGCACUGUAGAGAUGUAAUAAAUAAAAACUAAAAAUGAUGCAUGGAAAAAUUAUAAUUUGUUUAAUCUUUUAAUUUUAAAUGUGAUAACCACUAAUUGUCUUUACUUUGUUUUUAGAAUAAAACUUAUUAUUACUAUUAUUAGAUCUGUUUACCAUUGUAAUUAAAAGAUUUGUUUACUCUUUCGUCAUAAAGAAAAAUGAUGAGGUCCAAAAUAGAAUAACAUAGUAUUGAAAAUAAACAAUAUUGAAUAUAGAAUGUACAUAUAUUAGCCAACUACCACAGAGUUUAAAUUGAAUAUUUAUAAACUAUAAUGUGCCAGAAUAUAAAUUUGGAUGUAAACCUACAAAUACAAUAACAUUUUGUUACAGUAAUAUUAAAGAUAAAAUAGAAAAAAUAAAACAACACACAUGGUGUUCCAAAUAAUAAUAAUACUUUAUUUAUUCUGGUACGAGUCCCUUUAGAAUAAUACAGGAAGACAAAAAUGUGGGCUAAGGAGCCUCAGAGAUACACAAAUAAAAAUACAGAGU